AUGUGCUUCCUCCUCCUCCUCAUCCUCGACGGUGGUCGUGAUGUGGAGUGCCGGCGCCACCGCGAACGGCGGCGCAAGGAUUACACGCUCUUUGUCUUCGGCGACUCGUUCGUGGAUGCCGGAAACCUUGCGAAAUCAUCAGGGCCAGUGAGCAGGGCGUCGCGUGGGUGGUACUACCCCUACGGAAGCUCCGACUCGUCCCAUGCCAACCAAGCAACCGGCCGCCUCUCCGACGGUCUAGUGCAGUCCGAUUACCUGGCACAGAUGCUGGGGAUGGAUGAGUCCCCUCCGGUGUUCAGCUCCCUACCGACUAGGGCUGAGGUUGAGACUGGCGUCAACUUCGCCGUGCCCUUCUCGGGCGUCAUGAACGGGCGGCAGGAGGAGGAGCUGUCGCUGCGCGAGCAGAUCAGCCAGUUUGGUGAGUUUGUAGAUCGCGGAUCCGUCGACGACGACCAGCUAGAGAAUUCAGUCGCGCUUCUCUCAGUCUCCAACGGCCACGACUACUCGCACGCCAGCGACACCACCAGCCAACUCGACGCCUACAUUGAGGACGUGACAGACGGCAUCGUGGAGGGCGUGAAAAGGCUGCAGGGUAUGGGUGUGUCCAAGGUGGUGGUGAACUCGAUGCCCCCGCUGGGCUGCUCGCCGUGGCGCGCCAGACAGUCGGUCGGCUACGCGCAGUGUGACGACGUUGGCAACACGGUCGCCACCACCCACAACACGCUCCUCAGGCGCAAGCUCGAUGGGCUGCAAGACGUCCUCGUCCUCGACCUCUACAGCACCUUCGACACCCUUGCACGAUCCAUGUCUGGCUCCACGCCGUGCUGUGACACCUCGGAGCACAAAGCCUACUGUGGCCAGGUCGACGGCAACGGCAGAGCUCAGUACACCGUGUGCGCCAACCCCGACAAGUCCUUCUACUGGGACAACGAGAACCCUACCCAAGCUGGAUGGGAGGCCGUCAUGGAUCGACUCCAAGCAAACAUCCAGAACUUCCUGGCUGCUGCCUAG
Sorghum bicolor (sorghum) is the source of this 1011-nucleotide messenger RNA. Its product is annotated as GDSL esterase/lipase At5g03610. The record is from RefSeq and is a predicted model, not a curated record. The transcript is spliced from 5 exons. Lineage: Eukaryota; Viridiplantae; Streptophyta; Magnoliopsida; Poales; Poaceae. The coding region runs from base 1 to 1011 and encodes 336 amino acids. Gene Ontology annotation, molecular function: hydrolase activity, acting on ester bonds.